Messenger RNA from Anthostomella pinea, 384 nucleotides. Lineage: Eukaryota; Fungi; Ascomycota; Sordariomycetes; Xylariales; Xylariaceae. The record is from the annotation of a GenBank genome assembly.
AUGAGAGCCACAACGAGAUUAUUAGCCACCGCGACAACCGGGAAUGGCCUGAAGCCCGCCCCGAUGGCGAUCCUACCCCCAAUCCCUCUUUACCGUCGUCUGUUCAGAGCGCACCGGAAGCAUCUGCCGUCAGAGAUGCGCGUGCUUGGGGACGAGUACAUCAAGGCCGAGUUUCGCGCGCAUAAGGACAUCGACAAUCCUGCUCAUCUAAUUGGCUUCCUCACCGAGUGGCAGCUGUAUGCGCAGAAGGUCGAGGGCGACGCCUGGGUUGGUGAGAAACUAGACCCGGCAAAGGUUGAGAAGAUGAGUGAUCAGCAGAUGGGGCAGAUGUAUGAGCUUAUGCAGGCGAUCAAGAAGAGGAGCGAAGAGGGCGGCGAAGAGUAA